AUGAGCACAGCGUCAUCAACAGCCGCUCCACCUCCCUGGCGUCCAUCUCCGGCGGGCACCCUGCCACUACUGUGCGCACCACGGGGGCCGACGACGACCUCUCUGCCGCCAGCGGCUCGCACCGCCGCGAAUCCACGCACGGUCGGGCAGAUCCCGCCGCCGGUGCGCAGUCGUGCGGAGACCGCGGCAGGGAUCCCGCCGCCGGCGCGCGCGAGCCCGCGGCACGGCUCCCUCCUCGUGUGGGUCACCGGCGCCGUGCUCACGUUGGUCUUCCUCUGGUGGGUCACCGACGCCGUGCCGCUGGAGGUCGCGUCCAUGGCGCCGCUCUUCCUCUUCCCUCCUCGAGCUCCACCGCAUGAGCUCGGUCACCGCCAUGGAUCGCCUUCUCGAGCUCCGCCGCACGCCAUGGAGGGCCUCCUCGAGCUCCACCGGAUCUGGCACGGUGGCGCCCCCUUGAGCUCCGCCGGAUCUAGGGGCCCCGCCGCCGGAUCGAGGGGUCCCGGCGAGGCACGACGACGGUGGGUCGGGCGAGGCACGGCGGCUCCCACAGCCAGCUCCUGCAGCGGCCGGCUCGCACGGCCAGCUCCUGCGGCGGGGACGUCCCACGCACCCCACGGCGGCGGCGGCGGCCGGCUGCCCACGCGCCUGCUCCCCACGGCCGGCGCCCGCAGUGGCCAGCUCCCACGACCGGCUCCCGCAGACCCGCAGCGGUGGCGGCCUGCGCGCCCCACGGCGGCGGCGGCCGGCUGCCCGCGAGCUGCAGAGAUAAGAGAGAUGAGAGGAGGGUAA
Panicum virgatum (switchgrass) is the source of this 789-nucleotide messenger RNA. Its product is annotated as translation initiation factor IF-2-like. NCBI's taxonomy places the organism in Eukaryota, Viridiplantae, Streptophyta, Magnoliopsida, Poales, Poaceae. The transcript has a single exon. The record is from RefSeq and is a predicted model, not a curated record. Bases 1 to 789 code for a protein of 262 amino acids.